Molecule: messenger RNA, 2706 nt
Organism: Nezara viridula (southern green stink bug)
Lineage: Eukaryota; Metazoa; Arthropoda; Insecta; Hemiptera; Pentatomidae
Source: the annotation of a GenBank genome assembly
UGAACAGUGUCGAGGAGGUAAUCGAGAUUUCAUUCUACUUCUGGGAUUAGGUGUUCCGUGUAGUUUCGGGUUUGUUCUUCGUUUAUCGUUCUUUAGCAAUAAGUCUCAAUAGUAGAAUCUACAUUGAAGAGAACCCACAGGAAUCGCUUUUCCCUCCGUUUACGCACUUCGUUUAAUGUGAUACAGUUAUAUGUGAUAAGAAUUUUCCUACACGUUUGUAAGGACAUUUUAGGACUGCAGUCAUGAAUUUAGGCAACCUUGCUUUUUUCCUCAUUCCUCCAGCAAUCCUAAUUUAUUUUUUAGGAUUCUUUUGGACAAUUUUAGUGACCAUAACUUGUGCCCUAAUUUAUUUUAGACGAAGAGUUUAUAUUAUCAUCAAAACAUUCCCUCGCGAUGUUAGGUUUAUUCGAAGUAUGGGCAGGCUAAUUGUUACAUCUAAGAAGUGUACAAAACAAAACUUGACCAUAGUUACCUUGUUCAAAAGACAAUUAGAAAAAACUCCAGAUAAAGCUAUUUAUUUAUUUGAAGAUCAAGUUUGGACUAUGAGAGAUGUUGAAAACUAUAGCAAUAAAAUAGGCAAUAUAUUUAAAGAAGCCGGAUUUCAAAAAGGCGAUGUAGUUGCUUUGUUCAUGACUAAUCGGCCAGAAUUCAUUUGUAUUUGGCUCGGACUUGCAAAAAUUGGUGUUAUAACAGCAUUGAUUAAUUCAAACCUAAAAGGAAGCCCUCUUAAGCAUUGUCUUGAUGCUGCAUCAUGCAAAGCCAUGAUAUUCUCUGAUGAUUUAUCGGAAAUGGUUUUUGAUCUUGAAUCAGUUACUGUUGAUAUGUAUCAAGCCUCUGGUACUGUUAAGGAUGAUAAAGUUAAAAAUUUAGUACAAAUGAUGGAAAAUGCGCCAACUACAAAUCCAGUAUCACAUGAAAUCUCUAUCCAUGAUAAACUUCUUUAUAUUUAUACUUCUGGGACCACUGGUCUCCCUAAAGCAGCAGUUAUGCCUCAUUCUAGAUUCGUUUUAGCCACUUUGGCUAUGAUAAGUCUUCUUGAUCUUCAGGAUGAUGAUAUUAUUUAUAACCCUUUACCACUGUACCAUACCGCGGGUGGUACUUUAGGAGCAGGGCCUGCGCUGAGCCAUGGUAUAAAAACUGUUCUCAGAAAGAAAUUCUCAGCUUCCUCAUAUAUAACUGAUUGCAUCAAAUAUAAAGCUACUAUUGGUCAGUACAUUGGGGAAAUGUGUCGUUAUAUGUUGGCAACAAUUCCAAAACCGGAAGAUACUCAACAUACUUUAAGAAAUAUGAUAGGUAAUGGCCUCCGACCUGCCAUUUGGUCUGCAUUCGUGAGAAGGUUCCAAAUUCCUCGUAUCACUGAAGUAUAUGGAGCUACUGAAGGAAAUGUUAACAUAGCUAACCUGGAUGGUACAAUCGGAGCUGUUGGAUCCCUCCCACAGUGUCUUCCAGCUUUCUUGUUCCCAGUGGCAAUAAUUAAGAUUGACCCUGAAACCAUGAAACCAGUUAGAAACAAAGAUGGACUAUGUAUUCGUUCCAAAGCAAACGAGCCAGGGAUGUUUGUUGGUCAAAUUAAGAAGAAUGACCCUAGUCGUGAGUUCCAUGGAUAUGUUGAUAAGAAAGCUUCAGAAAACAAGAUUUGGCACGAUGUUUUCCACAAGGGAGAUUCUGUGUUUGUUUCAGGUGACCUUAUGGUAAUGGAUGAGUAUGGUUAUAUAUUUUUCAAGGAUCGAACUGGUGACACAUAUAGAUGGAAAGGAGAAAAUGUUGCUACUUCCGAAGUUGAAGCUGUCGUCAGUGCUGUUGCUGGGCUCAAAGAUUGCACUGUCUAUGGAGUUCAGGUUGGAGAACUGGAAGGCAAGGCUGGUAUGGCUGCCGUAGUGGACCCUGGUAACGAACUAGAUAUGCCAAAGUUCGCACUAGCUCUGGAUAAAGCGCUGCCACAAUAUGCAAGGCCUCUAUUUCUGAGAGUCUUAUCUGCUAUGGAAUUAACUGGCACAUUUAAGCUGAUGAAAGGUCAACUUCAACGCCAGGGUUUCAACCCGGAUGAUGUGCCGGAUAAAUUAUAUUUUAGGCAAGGAUCUACUUAUGUGCCCCUCGAUAAGCAUAUGUAUUCUAGUAUUGUCGCUGGUGAUAUGAAGCUAUAAACCAAAACUAAACACAUCUUUCCCAAAAUAAACUCUUAAAACUCUCCUCAGCCUUGGUUCAUUUUCGGAUCAAUUUCGUUUUAAACUGGAGUAGAUCGUUUUAUAAAAACAUUAUUAAAUGAACUAAUUCACACAGCGAUGAUGAUGAUGAAUUUUUUUUAGAACGGUAUCAAGUAAAAAUGUAUUUUGUUAUAAGUAGCUAAUAGACCAUUUAAUAGAAUUAAAUAUUUAUGAGAAUCCUAUAAGUAAUUCAGAAAAACAAUUUUUUUUUCUAUUAUUUUUUUCGAAAUGUUAAAUCAGUUUAUAAUUAUUGUGAUUGUAUUUUAUUCCUAACCAUCUAGAAAUUAUUACUUAGCUAGUAAAGAAGGAACAGAAUUCAACGAGUUAUUUUUAAGACUUGAUUUUUUUCGUACAUUUUGAAGUAGUAAAUAUUGGUAAGUUGUCAAUUUUUCGAAGGCAAUAUUUCUUAUAUUUAUCCUCCUCUCUUUUUUUUUUAUUAUAGAAAUACAUUUUAUUGAACACAUUUUAAAAUUCAAUUGAAUACUAAGUAAUAAAACAGUUU